Messenger RNA from Capsaspora owczarzaki ATCC 30864, 1505 nucleotides. RefSeq names its product AP-1 complex subunit mu-1. Gene Ontology annotation, molecular function: clathrin-cargo adaptor activity. Gene Ontology annotation, biological process: intracellular protein transport; vesicle-mediated transport. Gene Ontology annotation, cellular component: clathrin-coated vesicle; clathrin adaptor complex. The transcript is spliced from 3 exons. Lineage: Eukaryota; Filasterea; Ministeriida; Capsasporidae. Bases 23 to 1297 code for a protein of 424 amino acids. The record is from RefSeq and is a predicted model, not a curated record.
GUCCUCGUUUUCCGUUUGAACAAUGGUCGCGUCUGCCGUCUUCCUGCUCGAUCUCAAGGGGAAGGUGCUGAUCUCCCGCAACUACCGCGGCGACAUCCCCAUGAAUGCCGUCGACCGCUUCAUGCCUCUCCUGCUCGACAUGGAGGAGGAAGGCACCUCGUCCCCCAUUGUGAUUGCAGACGGCGUUACGUUCGUCUACGUCAAGCACAGCAAUGUCUAUUUGGUGGCCACGACCAAGCGUAACGCCAACGUCGCCAUGAUCUUUGUCUACCUGCAUAAGCUUCUCACGGUCUUCACCGAGUAUUUCAAGGAACUCGAGGAAGAGAGCAUCCGCGACAACUUUGUCAUUGUUUACGAGCUGCUGGACGAGUUGAUGGACUUUGGCUACCCGCAGGCCACCGACUCUAAGAUUCUCCAAUCGUACAUUACUCAAGAGUAUCACAAAGUAGAGGAGGCGCCACGCCCGCCUGUCGCACUCACGAACGCCGUGUCGUGGAGGCCACCGAACAUCAAGUACAAGAAGAACGAGGUGUUCUUGGAUGUGGUUGAGUCGGUCAACAUGCUUGCAAACGCAAACGGCAACGUUUUGCGGUCUGAGAUUGUGGGCGCAGUCAAGAUGCGCGUCUUCUUGAGUGGCAUGCCCGAGUUGCGGCUGGGCCUCAACGACAAGGUGCUAUUCGAGGCAACGGGCCGAACGGCCGGCAAGGCCAAGGCGGUCGAGCUCGAGGACGUCAAAUUCCACCAGUGCGUGCGUCUCUCGCGCUUUGAGAACGAUCGCACCAUUUCUUUCGUGCCACCGGAUGGCGAGUUUGAGCUCAUGUCCUACCGUCUAUCCACCGCCGUCAAGCCGCUGAUCUGGAUUGAGGCCGUCGUCGAGCGACACUCGCACUCGCGCGUCGAAUACCUCAUCAAAGCCAAGAGCCAGUUCAAGCGUCGUUCGAUUGCCAACAAUGUUGAUAUCGUCAUUCCAGUCCCGUCGGAUGCUGAUUCGCCAAAGUUCAAGACCACCAUCGGCACGGUCACGUACUCACCCGAAAAGAACGCCAUCGUUUGGAACAUCAAGCAGUUCCCUGGCGGCAAAGAGUUCCUCAUGCGCGCUCACUUUGGUCUGCCCAGUAUUGAUGCUGAAGACCAGGAGGGCCGACCACCGAUUUCGGUCAAGUUUGAGAUUCCAUACUUUACAACCUCCGGCAUCCAGGUCCGCUAUCUUAAAAUCAUUGAGAACAGCGGCUACCAAGCACUUCCGUGGGUGCGCUACAUUACACAAAACGGUGACUACCAAUUGCGUAUGAACUAAAGCCAAGAAGCCAAGUUCUUGAUUUGUUUCUAAUCGGGAUUCCCUCAUUUUUUUUUUGGCUGUUCCGUCUUAUUUCUUGGUGGGGGUGCGUGGUUUUUUUUUAAAAACAACGAAUCUUUGGAGUGAUUCCAACCGCUCGCCUCCUUGUCAAUUUUGUGUAACUGUGUGUUGGUAUCGGUGUGUUUUUGUGGAAUGAUAAAUUUUGUUG